UAGCAUUUCAACAAAAUAGCCACUUGGUCUCAUCAUUUUAAGCUAGUUUCAUCAACUAUGAAUGUGCAUGUUUUGUGUGUGUGUACUGUACUGGUCCUUGGUCCACCUUUGUCUGGGAAAUAUCAUAACACAACAGUCUUUUCUCUAGUGCAGGACAUUUAUCUACACUUUAAACUGUUGUUGUGUUUAAAAUGUAACCAUUAUUUAUCAUAAUCUACAUGUUGAGCCAUGGAAAACACAAUUUAAAUAUGUAAAGUAUAAUUAUUUAAAACAGACAUCAAAGUACAUAUUGUACAACAACAAAAGUCUCUUACUCCACCGUGUAUACCAGACUUUCUAUACCAGGAAAUAGAACAUUUUACAGUUGUAAACAUAAACAAUCUAAAUGUUUAUUUCCUCUUGCAGUGUAUGUGAAGGACAUCAACUGACAGGAAGUAGUAAUGGACCCAAUCUGUUGCCGAGCAACACAAUUCCGUUUAAAACGGUCUAUUCUAUAUGUAGAUACAAUUCAUGUAGUAACACAAUACUCCAUAGUUGUCCUUUAUAUGUCAUUGCUUCUCCAGUAUGGUAAAAACAUUCAGUGAUGUGUCCAUGUGCAAAAAGGUGCCGUGUCAGUUUAAUGAGAGAGAAGGCGUCUUUUAUUGAUAUCAUUGUCAUUUUAUUUCUUGAACUUAUGUAUACUGUUGUUGUAUAGUGCUGCAGUAGCAGUUCAUAUUGAGCUUGUUUCUGUUUACGUCCAGAUGGUAAUGAAUGUUCUAGGACCAGAUAUCCAUGCCAGGAGUAUUGGUAAAUCCAUUUAAUCCAUUUUGACCCUGAAGGGGUGUUUGGCUGGAUUCCCACACAGAGAGAGUUCAUCAAUCAGUUUCUAUCAGAAUCAAUAGAACUCCUAAAUACAAGACCCAGAAAGAGGAGAGACACAGAGGAUGGUGAUGAUGCUGCCAACUUAGCAGUCCUUCCUCGUAUCCCCAACCCCAUCGCCUGUUUGUCCUCUGGUGACAUGCUCAUUUUCCAUCUCACCAUCAACCACACUGACCGCCAUCUCAGCCACUUCCCAGUGUAUCAGAAAGACCACCUGUUUAACAGUAACCCCAGCUGGGACUUUGGUGCCUUCAGACGUCUACAGAUACUCAUGAAGCAGACAAGCUUCAACUCUACAAGGUUUGCCCACGUGUUUUCAGAAACAGGGAAGUAUGUGUUUGUUGACAGUGCUGUCCCAGAGUGGAGUAUGGUAGUGGUGGUCAGUGAGGAGGGGACAGAGUGUGAUCCUCGGGCUUCCGUCUUCCAGCCCAUGACCCCGGCACAGCUGGUUAAGUACGGGAUUGUCAAGCAGCACAGACUCAACCUUCUACCUGACUGGGGAGUGAUAGCAGGGAUCCUGAGUCUGCUGCUGGUUGUAGUUGUGGUUUUGACCACCACAGUGUUAGUUCUGAGACCCGGGAAAGUAAAACUGGUCUCCCAGUGGAGGGUUAAGCCAAAGUGGCGCAGCCUUGGGGAGCCCUUCUGUCCAAUGGAUUGCGUUUGCAGUGCAGACAGCCAAGGUGGUUUCUUGGGUAGUAGGGGUGUAGGAGAGGGAGCAGAAGCUGAGGAGCCUGCAGUUUCAAAAGGAGGAAAUGUGUCAGGGUGCUUUGAUUUGGAGGAGUUAAAUGUGAAGACUCUGUACGACAAACUAGAGGAUCAGAACCUGCACAUAGCUUCACAACUGGCCCGGCACCGCAAAGACACACAGGAGUUUUAUAGAAACAUUUGUCAACAGACUGAAACACUCAAGAAUAUCUUUGACAAUAUGGAUCAUAAAAAACUGAGUCUUCUUAAGGAGCUUAUAGUCCAUAAUGCCAUGAGGGAUAAACCAUCUAACAGUCCACGAGGGAGCAAUUCACAAGCUGAGGCCUCUAUAGCGUUACUGGGAGCUGUUCUCAGGUCAGUGGAUGCUCUCUUAUGCAGGCUGACAGGAGAAGCUUGGCAGAACCAGGAUUUGCCAGGACCACCGUACUGUCAUACUGCUUCACAUGAUGCCAGGGAAUGUGAGCCGCAAGCUGGAUACACACAGCCCGGUGACACCAACAUGUGUUACACACAGUUUUCAUCAAUGAAUAUGACCAAAACAGAGCCAGUGCAUCUACAGAGCACAGCUCCUUGUCUAAGUGAGCACGACCUGUCAAAGCUUGUCAGCAUAUCUCCUCUAUUCAAGACCCUGCAGGAGAUCCAACAGUCUUUACAGAACCUUAACACAGCUGAGUCGAAUCAGCUUCUCCACAAUGCGGCUACAGAUAAUUCUGUCCACCACGAUGGGAAACUUAUCCCGACUGCCCUGGACAACCUCUCACCUCAACACUCGGCCGUGUUCCUGUUUGGUUGCCAGGUGAUGCAGUUGCUUGCAAACUGCCCCCUGUUCCCCUCUGUGCUUCUGCUAAUGGCCAAGUCGAUUCCUGCUUCUUCAUCUUCCUAUAAUGAGGUUCUGCUGGCACAUUGCUCAAGGGACUUUUAUUUUGAUGCAACCAAUCAAAUCCUUUAUCUGUCGGAGGCAAAGCUUCAGCACGUGGGACAUUUCAUUGCUACUAUUCUGCAGUCCAUGGCCUACAUAGCAUCAGGAUCUAAACCCCACAACUUUAUGAAAGCUCUUCAUGAAGCCAUUUCAGCUGUAAGCCUUCAGCUGUUCAACAUGUCUUUCCAAUGGAACACAGUAGAGUCAAAAUCGGAUGCUUCAGAGCAUCACAGUGCAUUUGUUGAGGAAUUUCUCAACAUUAGAGUUCCCACUGAAGCGCAGUUCACUGACCACCUAUUAGCCAGCAGACUUAAAAAAUAUAAAUAUUUCAAGUUAGAGCAGCUCGUCACAAACCUCAAACAGACUUCAACUGAGGACACAGACACGGGUUUACCGCCAAAAGGGACACCAAUGCAGAUGUCCUGCGUAGAGGAAGAAAUUGACCGCAUGAGUGAGUCUUUCUUGCAGCUGAGCAUGCAGCUACAGAAGAGAGCUCAAAUGAGCACAUGGCUAAAGGAGAGAGAGAAGAGUGCUGGAAAUCUUUCCGCGAGAGCAACACCAAUCAGCAGUGCCAAGCCUGAGUCGUAAUGGAACAAUCCUGCUGGAACUGAAGAGACGCUAUGUAUCACAGCGCCUCAAUGAGCUCCAAAUCACAUUAGGCCAGAUCAGACAGAGCCAGCAGAAUGACAGCAAGUCAAAAGACGGGACAGAAAGCAGUACACAAGCAGACAGCAGCACCAAUCAGCAGGGGCAGGGCGAGCAUUAUCCUGGCAUGGAUGGCUGCAGUCCCGUUGACGGCCAGCGGCAGGACAGCAUUCAAGCGAGCAAGAGUCACAGCCAACAGAAAGUAGAGAGCAGAGGUCUUAAUAACUAUAAACUGGAGAGUCAUAUUUCUGACCAGCAGACGAGUGACACUGUCCAAAGCAACAACCCUGACACAUUACUGGACUGCGAGAUGAUUGAGAGCCAAGAUCCGCUGCAUCUUAAUGUCCUGGGAAAGCAUGAGCUAAACAGUCACAUCCCAAAAGACAACACAACUGGACAUACAGACAUUGACGAUAUGUGGGGUCCAGAAACAUGAUCUGAAUGUGUUGUUCUUAUCUCUCUUGUCUUUUCGUGCAUUUUAAUGUUCAUCCUAAAAUGGAUUUAUCUAUGUAAAGUAUAAUAUUCUGUCUUGUUUGUUGAGGGAACGAGUGACUAUAACAAUUCUGUUCUUUUUAAUUAUCUGUGAUUUGCAACAUAAAUCAUUUCUGGCAACAA
Cottoperca gobio is the source of this 3742-nucleotide messenger RNA. RefSeq lists its product as uncharacterized. The record is from RefSeq and is a predicted model, not a curated record. NCBI's taxonomy places the organism in Eukaryota, Metazoa, Chordata, Actinopteri, Perciformes, Bovichtidae. The transcript is spliced from 18 exons. The coding region runs from base 998 to 3070 and encodes 690 amino acids.